Messenger RNA from Eublepharis macularius, 4644 nucleotides. RefSeq names its product kinectin 1 (gene KTN1). Gene Ontology annotation, cellular component: endoplasmic reticulum membrane. Lineage: Eukaryota; Metazoa; Chordata; Lepidosauria; Squamata; Eublepharidae. Gene Ontology annotation, molecular function: kinesin binding. The record is from RefSeq and is a predicted model, not a curated record. The coding region runs from base 112 to 4134 and encodes 1340 amino acids. The transcript has 43 exons. Gene Ontology annotation, biological process: protein transport; microtubule-based movement.
CGCCGCCGCCGCCGCUCUCGCCUGCCCUCCGCUUCCCUCCUCCUCCGUCGCCGCCGCCGGCCGGGCUGCCGCUGCCAGAUUUACCCUUAGGCGGGCGUUAAAAGAAGCACAAUGGAAUUCUACGAGUCUACCUAUUUCAUCGUCCUCGUUCCCUCCGUCGUGAUUGCCGUCAUCUUCCUCUUCUUCUGGCUUUUCAUGAAGGAAACACUGUACGAUGAAGCCCUGGCGAAACAGAAGAGGGAGCUGAAGUUCCCGCCUGCAAAGACUGAUAAAAAGAAAGCCGAGAAGAAGAAGAGCAAGAAGAAAGAGGCCCAGAACGGGAACCUCCACGAGUCCGACUCCGAGAGCGCCUCAAGGGACUUCAAGCUCUCGGAUGCUCUGGGGCCUGACGAGGAGCACCUCCUUCCUGUCCCCUUGGGUGUGACGGAGGCCCCCACCAACCUUCGAGAGCGCAAGAAGAAGGAGAAGAAGCAUAAGGGCAGUUCGGAGGAGCAUGGGUCAAGGGAAUCGGAGGGGUCCAAACCUGCGGGGAAAAAAGUGGAGCCAGUGCCAGUUACGAAACAGCCCACCCCUCCUUCAGAUGCAGCCGGGUCCAAGAAAAAGACUGGGCAGAAGAAGCAGAAAAAUGGAAUAGAUGACCAGGACGCUAAGAGUGAUUCGUUCCUGUCCCCAACCAAGAAGCAAGACCCUCUCCUAAUACAUCAUGAGAUCAAACAAGAAAGCGCAUCAGGGAAGAAGAAAGUUUCGGCAAAGAAGCAAAGGACAGAUAAUGUGACUACAUUGGUGGAUGAGCCUUUGAUUCAUGCAACUACUUACAUCCCUUUGAUGGAUAAUGCUGAGCAGAACUCAGCGGCGGGAAAGAAGGAAGCCGCUGGUUUGGUGAAACCGGAUGAGAUCAUCGAAGGGCUGCAGAAAGGCAACGCAAAGAAGCUGAAGAACGAAACCGAUAAAGAAAACGCAGAAGUGAAAUUUAAGGACUUCCUCUUGGCGAUGAAGAAUAUGAUCUUCAGCGAAGAGGAGGCCUUGAGCGUGGUGGAGCUGCUGAAGGAGAAAUCAAACGUGAUCCAGGAUGUUCUGCAGAAGGCUAGCAAGGGAGACUCAGCUGCCGCUGUGCAUCAGCUGCAGGAAAAGGAGAAGCUGCUGGUGGCCUUGAAGGAGGAAGCUGCCAUCGCCAAGGAGCAGUGCAAGCAGCUCUCGCAGGAGCUGGUUGCAGAGAAAGAGAGGAACAACCUGGUGGCAGGCAAGAUGAGAGAGAGAAUCGGCACGCUGGAAAAAGAGCACGGCGUUUUCCAAAACAAAAUCCACGUGAGCUACCAAGAAAGCCAGCAGAUGAAGAUGAAGUUCCAGCAGCUUCGCGAGCAGAUGGAGGCGGAGAUCAAUCGCCUGAAGCAGGAGAAUGGUAUCCUGAGAGAUGCUGUCAGCACAUCCGCCAACCAAAUGGAAAGCAAGCAGUCCUCGGAGCUCAACAAACUGCGCCAGGAUUGCGCCAGGCUUGUGAACGAGUUGACGGAGAAGAGUAAUAAGCUGCAGCAGGAGGAGCUGCUGAAGAAGAACGCCGAGCAAGCCCUCAAUCAGCUCAAGGCGCAGCAGCAGGAAGCAGACCGGCGAUGGGAGGAGAUGCAGAGCUACCUCCGCAAGCGGACGGCGGAGCAUGAGGCCGCUCAGCAGGAUGUGCAGAACAAGCUUGUGACCAAGGACAAUGAAAUCCAGAGCCUCCACAGCAAGCUGACCGACACGAUGGUCUCCAAACAGCAGCUAGAACAAAGAAUGAUGCAGCUCAUGGAAGCCGAACAAAAGAGGGUCACAGCUGAGGAUUCGAUGCAAAGGCAGGUUCAGGACCUCGUGGAACAGAAUGAGGCUUUGAAAGCUCAGCUCCAGAAGUUCCAUUCACAGAUGGCCGUUCAGAACUCUGCCUCAGCCCUUGCAGAAGAACUGCACAAAGUAAUUGCAGAAAAAGAUAAACUGAUCAGCCAAGCGGAGGACUCCUUAGCCGACGAACGCCUCAAAUUAGCCAGCAAGGAAGAGGAUCUAAUGGCUGUACAGAAUAUGAACAUGACCUUGAAAGCCGAAAUGCAGAAGUUGCAAGCUCUAACGAACGAGCAGGCGGCGGCUGCACUAGAGCUGGAAAGGAUGCAGAAGAGUACUCACGUCAAAGAUGACAAAAUCGGAAUGCUGGAGGAGCAGCUGCAAGAACACCGUUCCAAUGCUGCAGAUGUACAGGAAGAACUUCAGAAUCUAAAGGAUCAAAACCAAAGUUUGCAGUUGGAAAUUGAGAAGCUGCAGGCUGUCUUGUCUGAGCAGGCUAAUACAGAAUUGUUGGAGCAAAUGGAAAUGAGCAUUACAGAAAAGGAUGAGAAAAUCAAGACGGUUGAAGAACUCCUUGAAACGGGGCUCAUAGAAAUGGCAAAUAAGGAAGAAGAGCUGAAGGCAUUACGAACGGAAAACUCAUCCUUGAAGAGCGAAGUGGUGAAUCUGCAGAGGGCACAAACAGAACAGGGUUCCUUUGCAUCUUUGGUAGAAGAAUUACAAAAAGUAAUCAGUGAAAAGGAUGGGAAGAUCAGGUCUGUGGAGGAGCUCCUGCAGGCCGAAGUCCUGAAAGUUACGACCAAGGAGAAAACAGUCCAGGCUUUGACACAGGAAGUAGAGGCUCUGAAAGAAGAUGUAGGCAAGGCCCAGCUUGAGAAGGACGCACAGAUAUCAGUUGCUCAAGAAGUCAAAGAUCUUCAGAGUCUGUUGAAAGGGAAAGAGGAACAGGUGAGAAGUAUGGAGCUGUUACUGAAAGAGGAGAGAGAGAGAGCGAAGAUGGGAGAGCGGCUGCAGGCAUCUGCAGAAUCUGCAAAUAAAGACCUGGAGGCUCUCUUGAAAGGGAAGCAAGGGGAAUUACACAAACUGGAGUACUUGUUGGAUGAGAGGGGGAAAGAAGGGGCUCAGCAGAGGAAAGAGCUGCAGAGUGUGCAAGAGGAGAAUCGGUUGUUAAGGGCACAGAUCCAGGAAAUAAAGCAAGAGAACGGAGAACAGGAAUCUCUGGCUAGCAAGAACGAACAACUCCUGCAGCUCAUUGCAGGGAAAGAGAGCGAGAUCACCAGCCUCCGGGAAGAGUUGGGCUCCGUGAAACAGGCAGUGGAGCAGCAGAGGCAAAAGAACAACGACCUCCGGGAGAAAAACUGGAAAGCCAUGGAAGCAUUGGCCUCAACCGAAAAAUUGCUGCGGGACAAAGAGACCAAGACCGCUAAGGAGAGGCAGCAGUCCGUGGAGGCGGUUGAAAAAGAGACGAGAACUGCCCUGCAGAAGCUGUUCCCUGCCGUGUCUCUUCCUUCCUCUUUGAGCCACACGGAAUGGAUGCGUGGGUUUGAAAAGGCAGUGAGGGAACAUACAAAAGAGGCGCCUCGAUCAGAGGAGGUGAAGGUGAUGGAGCAGAAGCUAAAGGAGGCAGAUGAGCUGCAUAUCAUGUUGCAGCAGGAGUGCGAAAAGUACAAAGCGGUCCUUGCGGAGACGGAGGGCAUCUUGCAGAGGCUACAGAGAAGUGUGGAAGAGGAAGAGAGCAAAUGGAAAAUAAAAAUUGAAGAAUCACAGAAGGAACUCCAACAGAUGCGCUCAUCAGUUAGCUUUUUGGAGCACGAAGUAGAAAGAUUAAAGGCAGAAAUUAAAGAAGUUGAUUCACUUAAAAAGGAGCGGGAACAUCUGGAACACGAACUGGAGAAAGCAGAAAUAGAGCGAUCGACGUACGUUUCAGAAGUCCGAGAGCUCAAAGAUCUCUUGACUGAAUUGCAGAAAAAACUUGAUGAUUCAUACUCUGAAGCAGUAAGGCAGAAUGAAGAGUUAAAUUUGCUGAAAACCCAGUUGAGUGAGACGUUAUCCAAGCUUAAAAUAGACCAGAAUGAGAGGCAGAGCGUAACCAUGGAUUUGCCGAAGGCCCAGGAGUCGUUGGUGACUCUUGAAAGGGAACUAGGAAAAGUUACGGGAGACACCGAUGUGAUCGAGAAUAGCGACGUUUGUUCUCAGACGGCAGGAACCGAUAAAGGCGUGAACUUAGCCGUGAGUCUAAGUCAGGAUAUUGCCCAUCUCAAGAAACUGCUUGCGUCAGUCAACCAAAUGCUCACGAAGGGAAAAGAACACUACCAGCUACUAGAAUGAAAUCACGGGGAGAUCGUUCAUUUGAGGGUAGCAGAAGGCACUGUAUUUUAUAUUUUGCCAAAUUAAAGCCUUAUUUAUGUGUUCACCCUUUCUACUUCGUCAAACACUGAACCAGAGUGUUGUCUUUUCUACUCCUUGUUAGACUACUGAUUUAAACAAGAUGAAGAAGACGACUCUGUAGACACCUCCAGAGUUUAGUUUUAUAAUUUAAAAAAAAAAUAAACGGUUUGGAUAAUUAGAGCUUUACAUUCCUGGAGCGACAGUAAACGUGUAACCUUUUAUCUUUUACUAUGCUCAGUAAAACUUGUUCAGACACACACCUGACGUAGUAACGACAGCCGUGAACAAAUAACCUUUUAAUACCGACGGUCUGCACUGUUUUACUUAGAUACAUUUUGGGAGUAGCUGCCUCUGACUUCCACCUUCAAGUAAACACUCCUAUUUUUUUUGGUUGCUAAUGUAAUCCAUUUUUGUAAUGGUGUCAGCAAAUAAAGGGAUGCUUAUUACUCA